This is a messenger RNA of Haliotis rubra (blacklip abalone), 5206 nucleotides long. RefSeq lists its product as uncharacterized. Lineage: Eukaryota; Metazoa; Mollusca; Gastropoda; Lepetellida; Haliotidae. The record is from RefSeq and is a predicted model, not a curated record. Gene Ontology annotation, biological process: signal transduction. Gene Ontology annotation, molecular function: protein binding.
GUUGCAAGCGGGUGUAGUAAAACAACUUAUAUCGCUGGCAGGCGUUUAGCUGAGACGUGAUGGGUUAUAACUGCACAGCGUACACUUGGCACACCUGACACAGCUGGAUCACUAGGUAUCGGAUAUACUGUGGAAUAAAGACUUGUGUUGUCUCACUGCAGUGAAACAGUUUGGCGACAGUAGAAGCCAAUAAAGAAGCCAUGGAAUUCUUGGUGGGUAGAUACGACUUGAUGACAGUCAGCCAAGAUAGACGAAGUGAGUUAGACACCGAGUUGAGGCGCAACUCAGACAAGUACGAGGCGGUGCUCAGCGAGGAUGAUAUAGUCGGGGCGUUCAGGCUGCUGAGGAAGGGUGUGUGUCGGCCGGACUUCCCAGGGGAGAGUUCAGACCAGUGCUACUUCGUGAAGGACAUCCUGGACAAGCUCAUGGACAUGUCUAAACAAUUGGUGGAGUCAGGGAAGAUAACUUCCUUGUCCCGCAUCCACGACUUCUGCUUCGACUUCCUCCACGACCUGAUCCAGCAGGGGCCGGGGACGACGCACAUGCAGCUGUGGAUAAAUAUGCUUCGCAACAAAGAUUUCGCCUUCAACGACUACUACCAAAACCUCAGCGGGGACAAACUGAAGAACUACAUCAGGUUCCUGACGAGGGAAUACAGGAGCGAGGAACCAGAGCCAGGCAGAAGCAGGUUCAGAAGAACCCUCGACCCUGGAAUCCGGGCUCUCCUUGACGGGAAUGCUUUGAGUCCGGAAGCGUUCAUUGAGGCCAGACCGGAGUUUAUAGAACUCUAUCUCUACUCUGAUCUGUUGUUUCUCAAUCGGCCGACUGACGUGAAGGAUGCACAGCAUCGAAUUGCAACACUAAUCUAUCACAAAUACAAGAGGAACGUGUUUCAGGGUUUGGAGGACCCCGAAGUCUUUAAACACUUCCUGAAACGCCUUGAAGAGAUCAUCUGUCAAACACAUCUGGGCGGUGAUAACUGGGAGGCCGUCGUCAAGAAGUUGCUGGACGCUGUGCGGAUGUUGCUGACAGCUGUCGACAAGGCUUUCCUGUUCCAUAAGGUGUACGCCGAGAUCCUGGACUUCGUGGCUGCAAUCUGUACAAUGUUGGCAGAGACACCUAUCCACUCCAUUGUGGAAGGCGUCGGGUACUUCUACUACCACAUCAAGGACCCUAUAAUCAAGGGCAACUCUGAGCUGUUCACUGUUAUGACGAGGAAGAUGAUCGAUUUUCUGACUAACCUAGAGGACCACAGCCUGAUGAGGGUCAAGUUCGCAGACGCGGCUGUGACGGAGGUGUUGGUCAAGUCAAUGGACAAAACCCCUGAGCACCGUCGGUUAAUGAUUGACCUGAUGAAGGCGUGUCUGAGAAUCCAGCAACAAGGAACAGCACACGCAGCCUACCGCAUCGUGCGGGAAGCGGAGAAGAACCUCAAGUGGAAGGAACACGUGGAUGAUGCUUGUGAAAUUUUGGACCUCUUGUCGAAAGUCGAAUUGUAUGGGGAUGAUAAACGGAAAACUGAACUUGGGGGCUACUACAAGAAUUGUGCCGCCUACCUCGCCAAUCAGAUCACGCGGGAUCGUGUUGUUCCGAAAAUGGUUGAAAAGAUGGUUGAAUUUAUCUUGACAAUCCUUGAGAAGCGGGAACCUAAAUUAUUCGAAGCCGGAAGUGAAAUUGCGGACGAGGUGGAAUUCAGUGGAAAGAAACACAAGGAACUGAUAGUGUCAACAUUUACACGUUUAAUCCCUAUCAUUGACGGUGCCAAGUUCCCCUUGAAGGGAGAAGGAUCUCGAUAUGCCAGCAGAGCUGUGGUCUCCUUAGCCAAGUGUGGACUAGAUGCCUUAGAUUCCAAAAGCCUCGAUGAGAGGACGUUCAACGUUAUCCUCGAGUUCUUGAAGAUAGUGCUGACAGGGGAGUUCAUAGACGAGGACCUGAACCGCCCCCUUACAGUCUACUACAUCCUCUACUGCAGCGCAGUCACCAAGUUCCUCAGGCUUCUUGAUGACCAGGAGAAGAUACAGAGAGCUAUCCCAGUGGUGAGAGAAGUCAUCAACAUGUUGACUCAUGACUAUGAAGAAGUUGCAAAGAUAGCCGUUGGUCAAGUAACCCUCCUGGUUUCAAAUGGGUCGAAGGUUAUGGCCCAGUUCUUUCCUCAAAUGAUGGACGUCUACUUGGAUACUGAGAACUCUUCACUACUCUAUCCCCUGAGUACACUAUAUCCACACAAUCCGAAACCCUUGGAGCCACACUUUCAAACUAUCUUCGAGUUGAUAGACACACAGCAACGACAUUCGAUCUUAUCCUGGCUGAGCGAGAUUGCCAAGAAACAGCCACAUUUGUUUACUGAUGAGAACAUUGCCAAACUGAUCGAGGAGAUGUUUGAAGGAGACGACAAGCUCCAGUCAAUGUACCUGAUGAUUAUGGAUCCGCUCUCCAAGACGGUGCCUAACAAAAUGGUGCCCCACCUGAAAACUCUUAUGGAAGGCGACAUCAACACGCAGUGUGGCGCCAUGUACUACCUGCUCCAGGUCCUCAAGAACGUGGCCAUUUGGAGCAAGGACGAGGCCCAAGCUGAGAUAGUGAUGGCAUUCUUGGAGCAGCAGAUUCGAGGUCCCGAAGAUCAGUUUUCGACACCCAGCUGUCUUAGCGAGAUGCGUGCUAUUGGUGGCGUGUAUCGACAUAUCCUGGAGAGCCGUAAGCCAGCCCUACAGGACUUGAGGGAGAGAUCUACUGUUCAAACAACAAAGGAUCAGUGUACAUUUAUCUUGGAUGUCCUGGAAGGCAGAAGCUUGGAGUCUUUGGUGGAUGAAAUCAAAGAUGUGAAGGACGACGUUGAGGAACUUGACACACGAGUGACAACGACGGAGGUGGGCGUAGUGGUGGUCAGCCAAGAGGUCGGACAACAGAGAAAGGACCUGACAGAAGUCAAACACAAGGUGGAGGACCAAGGGGAGAAGAUUGGUCAACUGGAGGAGACAGUGGAUGACGCUAAGGCUAAAGUGGAGGAACUGGAUGGCAAGACAUUGAGUCAUGCUCCCUUCUGGACACGAGACGUGGCCAAACUCCUCAACCCCGAAGGUGCCCAAGACUGGCGGCUUCUCUCCAGUCGACUUGGCUACACCAAUGAUGACAUCAGGAGCUGGGCUCAGAUGCACGACCCAUGUAUGGCCAUGCUGAAUGAAUGGUACGCCACUCGGAAGACGAGGGAAGCCACAUAUGCUGUGCUGACAGCACUGCAAGAGAUGGACAGAUUGGAUGCUGCUGUCAUUGUGGAGAACGCAAUGAAGAUGGCAGAAACAGUAGUGGAGGACGAAGAGUUCGAGUACCCGGAGCCUCCAGAGGUGUUCAUCAGCUACCAGUGGGGAAUCCAGAACGAGGUGAAGCUUCUGAAGCAGCACCUGGAGAAGGCGGGCUUCACGUGCUGGAUGGACAUUGGUCAGAUGGGAGGUGGGGACAAGCUGUUCGAGAAGAUCGACAAGGGAAUCAGGGCAGCCAAGCUCGUCAUCUGUUGUGUCACUGGGAAGUAUGCCAAGUCUCCAAACUGCAAUAGAGAGGUGAACCUCUCCGUAAGCCUGGGUAAGCCCAUCAUCCCUCUGUUGAUGGAGAAACUGUCAUGGCCUCCACCAGGCUCAAUGGGGCCAAUCUUCAGUGAAUAUCUGUUCAUCCGAUUCUUCACCCGUCCUGGGGAGGAGACUGGUGAUAUCAGGUACUGGUCGGCAGCCAAGUUCCAGGAACUCCUGAUGCAGGUCAACUACAACAACGUCAAGCCGGAUGAGCAGAAAGUGGAAGAGGAAUACAAGAACUGGUGGUGCCCUGUGGCUGAAGUCAUCAAGAUAGACAAGAAGGACGUGAAGACGAUGACGGCUGCCAGUCAACAGAAGCAGGAGGAGGUGGAGGCUGGAUCAGCGUCUCCUGAUGUGUUCAUCUCCUACCAGUGGGGAAAACAGAAGCAGAUUCAGCUCAUGUACAAGCGCCUGACUGAGAUGGGCUUCACCGUCUGGAUGGACAUCUACCAAAUGGGAGGUGGGGACUCCCUCUUUGACAAAAUUGACAAGGGUGUGCGAGGGGCAAAGGUCGUUCUCUCAUGUGUCACCACGAAGUAUUCUCUGUCGGCCAACUGCAGGAGGGAAGUCAGUCUUGCUGAUGCUCUCAAGAAACCAAUAGUUCCUUUGUUGCUGGAGAAGAUGACAUGGCCGCCAUCUGGUCCGAUGAGCAUGGUGUUCACUCAGCUGUUGUAUAUCAACUUUGGGAAGGAUGAAACUGUACAGGAAAGAUGGGAUGGAGAAAACUUUGAUGAACUGUUGACUAAACUAGACUACCAUGUGCCUGGUAUUAUUAUUCUAGGCAAUAUGAGUAAACAAGCGGAGGUGACAUCUUCUCCUGAAACCGAGAAGACGACUCCUGCUAAUAGUGAUAAACAGCCAAAACAACCGACAUCAACCAAGCCAGGUACAUCGGUUGAUGAACCUACUGUACAGCUACCCUUGCAACAGCAACUACAACAAAAACCAUCAACACCCCCACAACACCAAGAAACAAAGUAUCAGCAACAGCCAGAACUUAAACCAACACAAAGACAAACCGUAUCACCUCAAAGAAAACCAGCCACAAAACAAUCCAAGUCAUGCACCCUGUUAUAAUUGUCUGUGUUGACGUCAUAUUGCUGCAACAAUCCAAGUCAUGCACCCUGUUAUAACUGUCUGUGUUGACAUAAUAUUGCUGCAACAAUCCAAGUCAUGCACCCUGUUAUAACUGUCUGUGUUGACAUAAUAUUGCUGCAACAAUCCGAGUUAUGCACCCUGUUAUAACUGUCUGUGUUGACGUCAUAUUGCUGCAACAAUCCGAGUCAUGCACCCUGUUAUAACUGUCUGUGUUGACGUCAUAUUGCUGCAACAAUCCAAGUCAUGCACACUGUUGUAACUGUCUGUGAUGCAAAAGUAUAGCAGCUUAGUUAUAUCAUUUGUAAUGAAAAUACGUGUCAUGACAUUGACUUUUGUACUGAGGAAAAGGAAAUUACAGUUUGCUGUUGACGCAUUGGAUGACGAACAAUAUACUGUUAUUGACUGGAUAUUUUUAACAGGCCACGUUAAUCCAGUUGGCGUUUAGACAUGUUUUUUCCGUGACGCAGUAGGAUGAAAGUGUUGUUGAUUCAUUCCAAUGUUUUCAAAUGUUAAAGAUUCAUUAUUAAAGAUACCUCAUGUGUUGA